AUGGAAAAAGAUUAUAAUUUAGUUUGUACUCCACAACAAUUAAACUCUAUAAAUAACUAUUCAAAAAUAAAUAGUUUGAUACAACUAUCCUAUGAAAAUAAUGAAAGGAAAAUAAAUAAAAAAGAAUCAUUUAAAAUAUUGGAUGUUGGAUGCUCUAUAGGUUUAAACUCUAUACACCAAGUAAACAGCAUUAUGGGCGAAUUGAAGAAACAUGAAGCUGACAAAAUAGUAGAGGUGUACCACUCUGACCUUCCCAUCAACAACUUUUCAUUACUAUUUAAAGAAAUUUAUUGCAACCCAAACUCAUAUACAAAAAACUUCAACAAUACAUACAGCUAUGCAAUAGGUAAACCAUAUGAACAGCAACUAAUGCCAAACAACUCCUGCGAUAUUAUAUUUUCAUAUAAUUGCUUUCAUUGGGCCGAUCCCAACAACCCGGUAUUUUCCCAAAUUAAUAAAGAUUUAAUUAUUGUUUCCAAGCCAACUAGCUGCCCACCAGGUUUCGAUGAAUACGGUACCACACUCUUAACCAAAACUUUUCAAACUAGAUACAAUGAAUUAAAAAUAGGUGGUGUUUUAUCAUGUAACUUCUCAACAUAUGAUCAUAACAACCCAGUAUCUGAAGGCAUCGAAAUGGUAUUUAAAAAAAUUAAAAAAAUAUAUAGAGAAAUGGCAGAUGAAAAGAUACUAUCGCACAAAGAAGUAGAUGCAAUGUUUGGUCAAAUCAUACUCUACAAAAAUGAACAAGUUGAUUUUGCAAUUAAACAUGCUGAAUCAAUUGGUUUAAAAUUAAUAAACAAAGAACAAGUUUUAAUUCAAUGGAGUAAAACCAAUAAAGAUCC
This is a messenger RNA of Dictyostelium purpureum, 842 nucleotides long. RefSeq lists its product as uncharacterized. The transcript has a single exon. The record is from RefSeq and is a predicted model, not a curated record. The annotation marks the transcript as partial. Gene Ontology annotation, biological process: methylation. Gene Ontology annotation, molecular function: S-adenosylmethionine-dependent methyltransferase activity. Lineage: Eukaryota; Evosea; Eumycetozoa; Dictyosteliales; Dictyosteliaceae.